Mucor velutinosus is the source of this 3672-nucleotide messenger RNA. RefSeq lists its product as uncharacterized. Gene Ontology annotation, cellular component: plasma membrane. Gene Ontology annotation, molecular function: guanyl-nucleotide exchange factor activity. Gene Ontology annotation, biological process: positive regulation of GTPase activity; Ras protein signal transduction. Lineage: Eukaryota; Fungi; Mucoromycota; Mucoromycetes; Mucorales; Mucoraceae. The record is from RefSeq and is a predicted model, not a curated record. The transcript is spliced from 4 exons. The coding region runs from base 1 to 3672 and encodes 1223 amino acids.
AUGUCAGCAGCAACAAACACAGUGCCUAGAAAGAGAAACACCUCGAUUAUACCACUAGAAUUCAGAAACGAUACCAGCGACGGUGGCAUGGAGAGAGCCGCAUUGGCCACUGUGUUUGGUGUACGAGAAUACACUGAAUCAAAGAUAUUCUGGAAUACAGAUGAGGAACCUGCUCAGGACAUUACAACAACAACACCCACCACAACCAGUACAUUGCAGAGAAAUACAAGCAGGAAGAGUUACACUAGCACUAGCCAUCGUAGUAGCACAAUCAUGAUGCAAACAUCGGGUGCCCUGUUGGUUUCGCCUUCUUCAGUACAAGCCUCGUCUCCUCCUCCACCAGUGCACCGAUCACUGCCCAAAAUACCUGUUGUAAGUGAGUUUGGUGAUAUCUGGUCAGACACCUAUUUUGCAGCUGCUGUAGAUAGCAAGGCGCCUACAGCUGCUACUACAUUGUCCAACACAGUACAACAUCCGUUUCAACUCUCGCCUCCCUCCGAUUUAUCAGAUUUUCCCCUGACGAUAUUUGAUCUGCUCGAGUCAGAUGAGAACCCAAACCUUAUUUUAUGGGGCAUCAAUGCCAAACAGCAUUCGACUGUACCAUCUACUGCACCAUCCACUGCGGAUGAACGAGAUGACGCCACGCCUCACAACAAGAAGAAAUCAAGAUGGUCGGCUCAGCAAUUGAUCCCACUCAAGAAAUUGAAAAAGAAGGCCUCUGUUGAUCUGUCGAAUGCUGCGUCUGUUCCUGAGCCACCAACGCCUGAAGCAGAUCGUGUGAUAGAAGCAGCUACCAUUGAGAAGCUUGUCGAGAAAUUAACCAUCUCCCUUGAUUAUGCCUUCAUGACUGAUUUCUUUUUGAUAUACCGUGUGUUCAUGACGCCACUGCAACUAUGCAAAUUACUGAUUUUGAGAUUCAACUGGAGCUUGGAAAAGAACGAAGCCAAGAGAUGUAUAGUGAGAAUAAGAGCAUUUGUCGUCAUGAGACAUUGGCUGCUAAACUAUUUUUUGCGUGAUUUCAUUCCUAGCAAGGAACUUCGCAUUGUGUUGACAGACUUCUUGAACGCAAUGCCGUACCAUCCAUUGAUCAAGCAAUCUCCGAGGGAUCAGCGUAUCAUCAAGGGUUUGAAGCGGGUGGUUCGGCGGCUUAAAAAGAUAUACUAUGCGUCCAAUGCGUCCACCAGAGUCCAAGUCAUUGGCCCUCCUCCUCCCACCUACGAGCAGCAAGUCGUUAAGCAGAUGGUCAAGGAUCAGUUGACGUCUUCAGGCACAAUACGGCAAAAGACGUUGAAUAUGGUCAAUGGAGUUCAUCUAGAUGCUCGCCAUAGCAACAACACAGCCGUCAAGAAUGCACAAGUUGCUGCGCCCAAUGUAGUAGUGAUUGGAAAUUACCCAUCAGCCUCAACUCACCAGCAACAGCAACAUCAGAAAUCAAAUUCACACAUUGAACAACGUUCGCGCCGUCGCCGUGGAUCCUCUGUAUCAUCAAUUGCCACCAGCAGCAAGCUCAACAAUGGCUCCUCUUUGCCAAACAGCAUGUACAAUUUACAUGACACUGUAAACAACAGCGCCUCUAUGGAGUGGAUCAACAUACAGCAACAGCAGCAAUUGAACAACAGUAAAAGCCAAGAUUUCUAUAUCAGCGGUUUUUCUGACAAUUCGCUUGAAAGUGCCAUCAGUCCAGGUACAUCUGAUGAAGAGGAGUCUGACUGUGAAGAAGAAGACUUGGCUGCUGCAUCACCCAAAAGCUAUUACAGCAAGGAGUUGGUUGAACCAGCAGCAGGAGCAGCAGCACCUGAGCAGCAGCAUCCGCUAUCUUCUCCACCCACAGUGCUUAAUAGCAGUAAUGAAUUGACCAAAAAACUAGAGAUGGUGCAUCAACAGCAACAGGAAGAGGAAGAGAGACAGCAAGCAGAAAAGUUCCUUGCAGCGUACAGCAGCAACCCGGCCGAAGCAACUGCUGCUAUACUGUCCAACUCAAUGUCAGACUACACCAUCCGCACCCGAUCAUUCUAUAGUGCUCAGCUAGCCGUCCCCUCUACCAUCUCUACGCCGGAUAUCUAUCAUCCUCCUACAGCCAAUGCAACCAACUACUUUGAUACAAGCCAUGCAAACCAUAGCCAUCAAAACUUGAUUUCUUCUACCUCUUAUAACUCCAUGGCAUAUCCUUCGGUAGCUGACUCAGAAGUUGUUACUCCAGCUUGUGCCAUGUCAGGAGAUCCAACUACCUUGGUUCCGAGAUCCCGGUUCAGCAAUUACAAUUUACAGCAACAGCCCAAUAGGAUGAGCAAGACGUUUGUGAGCAUGGAUCCCAAAUCAAAGCCAUUGCCACCACUGGUGCUGCUUCAGGAUGAAAAGGAGAGUAUAGUGACUUCCGCUUCUUCCAUUGCGUCUUCCUCCUAUACCAACAAACCCACAAGACAGCGCCGACAGGAAGACAAAGUGGAAGCAUGGAGACUGUCGACUGCUAGCAACAGGCAGAAGGAGCAGCAGCCUACCUUGCGAGCACCCAAAUCAAGAAUAUUCGAGAUUGAUAUUGACACCAACCGAAACAAUCAAUUUCUGUCUAGUUUACCGCCUUCGAUUCCCAUGCCCAACACCGUGCCUACCAUCAACAGAUCCAUUGUGCUGUCGUAUUCAACAUCACUCAUGGCACAGCAAUUCUGUUUGAUUGAAAAAGCCAUUUUGCUAGACAUUGAUUGGGAAGAAUUAGUGGAUUGCAGGUGGACCAAGAUGUCGGUCACCACGCUGUACCAACCGCCCAACAUGGAAGAUGUAGACCAGGAUGUAGCCAACGCCAUGGCUUUUGAUCAGCAUCCACAGGGCAUCUAUUCUCGCACAAAGCGAAUGAAGCAGCAACAUGAGAGAAACAAGGAUGGUGUAGAGCGAGGCAUAGAAAAAACGAUCAACAGAUUCAAUGCGGUCUGUCAGUGGGUGUCGAGUGAGAUUGUACAAACCAAGCAACUGGAUCAGCGUGUCAUAUUAAUUGAAAAGUUUAUUCGGUUAGCCAAGAAAUGCAAACUCUACUGCAACUUUUCUACUUUGAUUCAAAUCUUGCUUGGCUUGCAGUCCUCUUCUGUGUCCAGGCUGGAAAAGACAUGGCCCUUGGUCAACAAGCGAGAGAUGAAGACACUGCAGGAACUGUCCACGUUCACGUCGCCUACCAAGAACUGGAAGCAUAUCCGUGAUAGCAUGAGCCAGGUUGCAGAGGAAUAUGGAGAGUCGCCUACAGAAAUCCAAGUGGAAGUCGAUGAUAGCAACAGCACAUUCCGAAAGCGAAAAUCCAAGAAAUCAGUAACCAUUAAGCUCCCCUUUGGUGGCUGUAUUCCAUUCUUGGGCAUCUACCUGUCUGAUCUCGUGUUCAAUGCAGAACUACCGUCCUAUUUGCCCUCCUCUAACAACAAUAUUGAGCGAAAGCACCAAGGCAGCAUCGAUGCCGUGCUGAGCCAGCCAUUGGUGCAUUUCAGAAAGCAUCGCAUUACAGCCACUGUGAUUAAGCGCGUCUUGGUGUUUCAGAAUCUGGCGAAACGCUACUCUUUUGAAGAAUCCAGUGAUUUGUUAUUGUUUAAUACCUGCUUUCAAGUGGCCUCGUUGGAUACCGAGGCUAUUCAGAAAGCAAGUUACGAGAUAGAGCCUCCUACUCUGACGCCUGGCGUUGUUGUGUAUCAUUAA